Messenger RNA from Clupea harengus (Atlantic herring), 1601 nucleotides. Its product is annotated as ras-related and estrogen-regulated growth inhibitor-like protein A. The record is from RefSeq and is a predicted model, not a curated record. Lineage: Eukaryota; Metazoa; Chordata; Actinopteri; Clupeiformes; Clupeidae. Gene Ontology annotation, molecular function: GTPase activity; GTP binding.
AAAGAGAGAGAGAGAGAGCGAGAGGGAGGAAGAGAGAGGGAGGGAGGGAGAGAGUGUGUGUGUGUGUGUGUGUGUUGUAUGUGAGUGGCUCUGCUUUCCUCUCUCCUUUCUUUGUGAAGCUGAAGUAGCUAGCCAGAGCCACAAGCAAGCAUCCAGAGGAGGGGCAAGCCCAGAAGCCCAGUGAGGCCACACAGCAAACUAGUGAAAUCAGGGUCACCCACAUGCAGUCAUGAAUGACAUCAAACUGGCCCUGCUGGGCAGCGAGGGGACGGGAAAGUCAGCCGUGCUGGUGAGAUUCCUGACCAAACGCUUCAUUGGAGAGUACGCUUCCAAUGCUAACUCUCUAUACCACAAGAGGCUCUCAAUUGAUGGCAGGCAGUUGAACCUGGAUGUGUUUGACCCCUGCUCAGAGAGUGCAGGGAGCCGCUGUAUUACCGAGGAACCUGUAGACUGGGCUGAUGGGUUUGUGGUGGUGUACAACAUCAGUGACCGGCCCUCCUUCCUCCAUGCCAUAGGCAUCCUGCAGCAGAUCAAAGAGGCAAGGGUGGAACCAUACAAAGGGGAGACAGAGGUGCCAAUCUGUCUAGUUGGAAACAAGCAGGACUUGUGUCAUGCCCGUCAGGUGGAGGCAGAGGAGGGCCGCUCCCUGGCGCUGGAGAACAAAUGCCACUUCCAAGAGGUCUCUGCCUCAGAGGGAUACCAGGAGAUCGCCAACCUUUUUACCUGGCUUAUCCGCCAGGUGAUGGAGCAUCUGAAGUAUAGAUCAGACCGCCGGCGGUACAGUGGCUCAAAGUCCAUGGCCAAACUCAUCAACAAUGUCUUUGGCAAGAGGAGAAAGUCUGUAUAAAUGUUGACCAUCUUUAGAAACAAAUUCAUACAAAUGUAUAUUUAAUCUUGUUGUAGCCUACGCACAAAGUUAAUUUGUUUCAAUGCACUGCGCUGAGAUAACGCAUUAAUAACUAAAAUAAUCUUCGUUAAAGCCUUUGAUAAAGGUGCAGUCCAUGAUUCUAAACAUAUACAUUUUUUGUCCAAAAAACUCUAGUGUUCGUACACAGUUUUGGCUCUGUAAAUGGGAAACAAACAUAAUGGCUUGAACCAAGCCAUAAACAAUUCCAGCCAAUCAACUCAUUGCUUCAGGAUCAUAGAGGGGAGGGGUGUAAUGUCAUAGGCUGUUUAGAUUAAAUCAGAGAUGCUCUGGAUUAAAUACAUCCUACAUCCAACAUCCAACAUCCUUUUGCCAGAAUUACAGACUGCAUCUUUAAUUCUGUAAUUCAGCAGCUGCUUUCAUGCCAGUGUAUUUGCACAGCAUAUCCUACCUGAUGCAGUAACUGAGAUGUAGUUAACUUCUUAAUAGUUCUUCUGAAUAAUGAUUCUGUAUUUUAAUUCUUUUAAAAAGGAAGUAGGAAGAAAAUAGAUUAAAUAUUAAUAUUUGUGUUGGAUUCAGAGCACUAUAAAAUUAUUAUUAUAUUGUCUGUCUCGUCUCUAUUUUAUGUCUGGAGUCAACCAUAUUGCUGGAGAAAUAACUGGGUUAGAUGUCAUUAUUCUGAGCUAAAGGCCACAUGCACAAGCCUGCAUUGUAAUAAAUGUCUGGAUGAACCUUG